Messenger RNA from Phytophthora infestans T30-4, 342 nucleotides. RefSeq lists its product as uncharacterized. The record is from RefSeq and is a predicted model, not a curated record. Lineage: Eukaryota; Oomycota; Peronosporomycetes; Peronosporales; Peronosporaceae. Gene Ontology annotation, molecular function: structural molecule activity; protein homodimerization activity. The coding region runs from base 1 to 342 and encodes 113 amino acids. Gene Ontology annotation, biological process: protein transport to vacuole involved in ubiquitin-dependent protein catabolic process via the multivesicular body sorting pathway. Gene Ontology annotation, cellular component: ESCRT II complex. The transcript is spliced from 4 exons.
AUGGCGCAGGAUGGACGCAUGGCUGUGGUGGAGCACCUGAUCCGCUGCGGACACGGCCGAUGGGAAGAUGACACCAAAAUGCGCUGUCGUAUCAUGUGGAAGAAGCCCGCCGAAUGGGCUGUCGAGAUCUACGACUUUGCCAAAGAACACGGCAUGGUGGGCAACGUGUUCACAGUCUAUGAGCUGUACGCGGGGGAGGAAACGCUCGACACAAAUAUCCACGGGAUGGAGCCCUGGCUGCUGCGUGAGGCACUAACGGUGUUGGAAGGGGAAGGAAAGGCCGCGGUGAUCGCUGGAGAAACAUGUGAGGAGGACGGUGUCAAGUUCCUCGCUACAGAUUAG